This is a messenger RNA of Eruca vesicaria subsp. sativa (arugula), 278 nucleotides long. The record is from the annotation of a GenBank genome assembly. Lineage: Eukaryota; Viridiplantae; Streptophyta; Magnoliopsida; Brassicales; Brassicaceae.
GUGGAAAUAGGGGAAGGGGUCAGAUUUAUCCUGAUGGUAGCAAAAGUAACAAUACAGUUUAUAAUGCUACGGCAGGAGGGAUAAUAAGCAAAAUUUUACGAAAAGAAAAAGGGGGAUACGAAAUAACCACAGUGGAUGCAUCGAAUGAACGCCAAGUAAUUGAUAUUAUCCCUCGAGGCCUAGAACUUCUUGUUUCAGAGGGCGAAUCCAUUAAACUCGAUCAACCAUUAACGAGUAAUCCUAAUGUGGGUGGAUUUGGUCAAGGGGAUGCGGAAAUA